UGGCAGCAGCAGCAGCAGCGGUAGACCGAACUCGCGACUGAGUCUCGUACCUACUUCGAGGCGGCUUAGUAGAGUCAGUUCUGAUCGCGGUAUCGAGCCGUUCGCACGUGUUGUUUGAUCGUCGAUGCGCGACGUUUAAAACUUUUCCUCGAGACACUGCUCGUUAUCGCAUAAAAUCGCAAGGAUUUUUCGUCAACUAUACGACGACGCUACUUAUUUAAUAUUUUCUACGAAAGUGCACAGAGUUAAUGUUCGUUACGUCGCUGGUACUCUGCGUACGGUUGUAAUCGAAUAUUUUAACAUUUAUCUGUUACUUUGUAAACAUACGAUACACCGCGUAAUCGUUGAAGUUGGAAGUUAAACGGUUUCAACUUUUCGGCGAACUUCACUAUUUGUCGUAUAUCAUUGUGAUUGUCACUGACAGUAGUCGUGAAGGAAGACAAUUUGCACGUUGGAACGUUUCAACCACCUUUAGCCGAGUUUUAAUGUUGAGUUUUAUCAACCGCCAGUCUUCGCCAGACGCUACGAGGGAUAUGAACACACGUGGUCUUUAGUGUCCGUCUGUAUCAACGAUCUGCGCGCACUUUACAACAGUUUAUAAACAAUACGACCAUAGGUACUGAAAUAUUGGAAAUCAAUUGUGUGUGCUAGUGUUACUUUUAUUUGAUUUAACAACGUUUUUAACACACCCAAUUUAUAUCCAUUGUGAGGAUUGACUUGAAAACGUUUUAAUACAAGUGAACAACAUAGCGAGUCUUCAUUCUUUUUUGUUGGACUUAAAAACUACAACCAUAACUACAAGGACAACAACAAAAAAACCUUCCAAAAUUGAUGUCAUAAGAAGACAAAUUAUGGUGGCAGAAUUUGUCGCCCGUCAAAAUGGAUCGCCCAUCAACGGUGAAACCGCUUGCCUGAAUUUAAAUAUGCCGGGAGGACACAGUAUGGCUCACGCAGGUCACGGGGGACCUCAUACGGGGGGACAUCACGGCCCUAUGCCGCCCCUGAAUCACCCGGCCCAUCCCGGUCACCAGGGUCAUCUUGGGCCGCAAAGCACGUCCCAGCACUCUCACAGCGACACGGAGAGCCAAAGUCAUCCGGAUACGUACGGGCCGAACUUCGACCUCAGAAAGGAGCUGUUCUCCCAGAGGAAACAACGGGAGUUCAUACCCGACAAUAAGAAAGACGACAGCUACUGGGACAGGCGUCGGAGGAACAACGAGGCCGCCAAGAGGUCGCGGGAGAAACGCCGUUUCAAUGACAUGGUGUUGGAACAGCGCGUGAUGGAGCUUAGCAAAGAAAAUCACAUUCUGAAGGCCCAGCUGGAGGCGAUACGCGACAAGUACGGUAUAUGCGGCGAGUCGGAGAUCAGCGCCGAGCACGUGCUCGCUGCCUUACCGACCGAGCCUCCGCUCGUCAAACGACCCAAACUCCCGCCGACCGCCGCUAUUCUAUACGCCAGGUCUCCGAGCCCUGUUCCCACGUCGGUAAUCCACCAACCCGUCAGCGGUGCGAGGUCUCCCAGGUCACCUGCCCAGCUCUACGUCCCGGAGACGACGGCCUACCCCGAGACCGACAGUUUCCAGUACACCUACAGCCAUCCGGCGAUGCAUUUCGACACGACGAGCGCCCUCAAUUUGUCGAGGGGUCGCAGGACCCAGUCGCCCUUCGAGCUUUCAUCGGGCAGCGGCGACGAGGGCGGUCCCCAGGUCACCGCCGCUCAGACAACCGUUAAUAACAGCCUCCCACACAAGCUCAGACACAAGUCGAGGAUCGGCGAUAAGGACGCCGCGAGCGCCCUUCUCGCCUUACAGGGCAUAAAGCAGGAACCCGGACCACGAGCCUCGCCGCCCUGGGACAACGAAGGAUCCAGCGACGAGAGAGACUCCGGCAUAUCCCUCGGGGCCGAGUGGCCCGGUCCUGGAAGUCUUGCACCCGUUCCCGAGAGCGAGCACGAAGUCAAGUCGAGGCUCGAUCGCUUAGCCUCAGAGGUCGCCUCGUUACAGUCGAUACUCCGUCUGAGCAAGCCUGGGGAUGCCCAACUGCAGCAACAGCAACCCCAACAACAACAACAACAACAACAACAACAACAGCAGCAGCAGCAGCAACAGCAGCAACAGCAACACCAACAGCAGGCAGCGCAGGUUCCUAUAACUGCGGCGCAGUGAAAUAGUACGGUACACGUAUUUCCAAUGUUGGAAAUAUCACGCGUGAUGAUUCUGUAUGGAUAUAUACCGAUUACCCGAUGAACGGACAGACAUCAAUGUAUAUUUACAAACGACGUACUACCGCCCGGUUCCGUUUUUACCCACGACUCCUUCUCACGAGUCGUAAAAUGAUCGUAAAAGCCGGAUUUACACGAGGUAAUGGAUUGAUCACAUCCCGCCGCCUUCUGCCCCUUCGGACCUCAAUUUAUUACGAUACCGCUCCCCUUGUCUCUUCAAAUCGUGACCCGUAUCCAAGUUUUUCAAAUUCUGUUAACUCUGCAAGAAUAUCGUUGUAUCGA
Messenger RNA from Diprion similis, 2503 nucleotides. Its product is annotated as NFIL3 like protein-like. Gene Ontology annotation, molecular function: DNA binding; DNA-binding transcription factor activity. Lineage: Eukaryota; Metazoa; Arthropoda; Insecta; Hymenoptera; Diprionidae. Gene Ontology annotation, cellular component: nucleus. Bases 852 to 2165 code for a protein of 437 amino acids. The record is from RefSeq and is a predicted model, not a curated record. The transcript is spliced from 2 exons. Gene Ontology annotation, biological process: circadian rhythm; regulation of DNA-templated transcription.